Messenger RNA from Chaetomium globosum CBS 148.51, 1788 nucleotides. RefSeq lists its product as uncharacterized. The transcript has 2 exons. Gene Ontology annotation, cellular component: plasma membrane. Gene Ontology annotation, biological process: copper ion import; iron ion transport; intracellular iron ion homeostasis. Lineage: Eukaryota; Fungi; Ascomycota; Sordariomycetes; Sordariales; Chaetomiaceae. The coding region runs from base 1 to 1788 and encodes 595 amino acids. Gene Ontology annotation, molecular function: ferric-chelate reductase activity. The record is from RefSeq and is a predicted model, not a curated record.
AUGGCUGCCCCAACAAGCACAGCAGCCGCAGGCGGACACGGCGGCGGAGGUGGAGGCAAAGGAAGCCAUGGGUCGACAGAGGCAGAUGUUGUCAACGAGAUGUUGUCAAACUACCUGCUCGUUGUGUUGGGCUCCAUCUCGGUCGUUCUUCUUUCCUGGAGGCUCACCAUGCUCCUGAUCAGGUAUGUCCGGACAGUGACGUGUCUCUACAACGACACGCAGCGCUAUUUCGCCGAGGGCUCCGAGAGGUACUCGUGGUUCAAGAGGAACGUGCAAUACGCGCCCAUCCUCAGCAAACGGCACAAUCGCGAGUUUCAGCUCAGCUCGGCCCUCAACGUCGGGACCCUUCCCACGCGGAUGCAACUCGUCUUCCUGCUCGGCUACUUCGCGACCAAUGUGGCGUUUUGCGUCAUGACCAUCGACUACUCGGGGGAGUUCAGGGAGGUUGCCGGGCUUGUCAGGAACCGUACCGGCUACCUCGCCGUGAUGAACAUGAUCCCUCUUUUCCUGAUGGCGGGCAGGAAUAACCCGCUCAUCACACUCCUCGGCAUGUCUUUCGACACCUUCAACCUGCUCCACCGCUGGCUGGGCCGCAUCGUGAUCCUGGAGGCCCUUGCCCACACUUUGGCCUUCCUCAUCAGCUCCGCCUCGGCGAGCGGCUGGGACGGCGCCUUCCAGACCGUCUUCCGCGUCCCCUACAUGAUGUGGGGAUUCAUCGCAACCUGCGCGUUCGUCGUCAUCGGCAUCCAAGCCGCGAGCAUCUUCCGCCACGCCUACUACGAGACUUUCAAGCUGUUCCACAUCGCGCUCGCGAUCCUCUCCAUCAUCGGCCUGUGGUACCACCUCGACCUCAAGAAGCUCCCGCAGCUCAAGUACCUCUACGCCGUCGUCGCGCUCUGGGUCUUCGACCGGCUUGCGCGCCUGAUCCGCAUCGGCUACCGCAACAUCGGGGCCGGCGGCACCAAGACGCUCGUCGAAGCGCUGCCCGGCGGCGCCUGCCGCGUCACCGUCACCAUGGCGCGGCCAUGGGCCUUCAAGCCGGGCCAGCACGCCUACCUGUACAUGCCGACGGUCAGCUUCUGGCAGUCGCACCCCUUCACGGUCGCCUGGAGCGAGGAGUCCGACCACCACCUUGCCGACGAGGAGAAGCUCCCCGUCCGCCGCCAGGACAUCCUUGGCGCCGGCAAGACCACGCUCUCCUUCAUCAUCCGCGGCCGCACGGGCUUUCACCGGCUCCCUCUACAACCAAGCCUCAGCCCGGCCCGACGGCAAGAUGGUCACACGCUGCCUCGUCGAGGGGCCCCUAACCGCGGCUCCAGCCGGCUGCACUCGUACGGCACGGUCAUGCUCUUCGCGGGCGGCGUAGGCAUCACGCAGGCGGUGCCGCACGUGCGCGACCUGGUGGCCGGGUUCAACAACGGCACCGUGGCCACGCGCAAGGUCAUCAUGGUCUGGACUAUCCAGUCGCCCGAGCACCUCGAGUGGAUCCGGCCCUGGAUGACCGAAAUCCUGGGCAUGGAGCGCCGCCGCGAGAUCCUCCGCGUCAUGCUCUUCGUCAGCCGGCCCCGCUCCACCAAGGAGAUCCACUCGCCGAGCUCCACCGUUCAGAUGUUCCCCGGCCGUCCCAACAUCGAUACGCUGUUGGGCCACGAGAUGGAGAGCCAGAUCGGUACUAUGGCGGUGUCGGUGUGCGGGCCGGGCGCGCUGAGCGAUGAGGUGCGCAGGGCGGUGCGCAACAGGCAGUAUGGUGGGAAUUUGGACUUUGUGGAGGAGGCGUUUUCUUGGUAG